This is a messenger RNA of Sparassis crispa, 309 nucleotides long. RefSeq lists its product as hypothetical. The record is from RefSeq and is a predicted model, not a curated record. The transcript has a single exon. Bases 1 to 309 code for a protein of 102 amino acids. NCBI's taxonomy places the organism in Eukaryota, Fungi, Basidiomycota, Agaricomycetes, Polyporales, Sparassidaceae.
AUGCAGUGGGAUAUGGGGGAAUGGAUGUUGUACUUCCCAGAGGUGGGUACGGAGAAGGUGCCCCCGGAGGUAUUGGUACAUUGGAAGGUGUCGCUGACCGCUGAAGACGGGGAUCCGCACGGGCUAGGCGUGGAUCUCGCGCUCUUCUUGGGUCCAUUGUCUGAUAACACCCGAAUCUACCUGUUAAGUCUUAAAGUGUGUCAGAACUACGAAGGGCUGAACAUGAAGUGUCUCCGCUGGAAGCCUCAGCAGUAUCUAGAACAUUACGAGUCUCCUUCUCAACCCAGCGCAAUAGCAGCAGGUCGAUAA